AUGAAUCAGGAAAUGAAUGGGGUUGAGGCUGAGAGGAUGCAUGAGAAAGUAGAUUAUGUGUUUAAGGUGGUGGUGAUUGGGGACUCAGCAGUGGGCAAGACUCAAAUACUCUCAAGGUUUGCUAAGAAUGAGUUCUGCUUUGACUCAAAGUCCACCAUUGGAGUUGAGUUCCAAACUAGAACUCUCACAAUUAAUGGCAAAGUCAUCAAAGCCCAGAUCUGGGAUACUGCUGGCCAAGAAAGGUACAGGGCUGUGACAAGUGCAUACUACAGAGGUGCAUUAGGGGCCAUGCUGGUGUACGACAUAACUAAAAGGCAGUCGUUUGAUCAUGUGGCUAGGUGGGUUGAGGAACUGCGAGCACACGCCGACAGUUCCAUUGUGAUCAUGCUAAUUGGGAACAAAGGUGAUCUUGUGGACCAGAGAGUGGUACACGCGGAAGAUGCUGUGGAGUUUGCAGAGGAUCAGGGCCUCUUCUUCUCUGAGACUUCAGCUCUCAGUGGUGAGAAUGUGGAGAGUGCCUUUUUUAAAUUGCUUCAAGAGAUUAAUAGGGUAGUCUCAAAAAAGCCAUUGGAAUGUAGUAAUGGGAACCCCAAUGGUCACAACAACACUGCCACUCUUAAAGGAUUAAAAAUAGAUACGAUCUCAGGUCCUGAAUUGGAAAUUAGUGAGAUGAAGAAAUUAUCUUCAUGUUCUUGUUGA
Gastrolobium bilobum is the source of this 699-nucleotide messenger RNA. Its product is annotated as ras-related protein RABA3-like. Gene Ontology annotation, cellular component: endosome. Gene Ontology annotation, molecular function: GTPase activity; GTP binding. NCBI's taxonomy places the organism in Eukaryota, Viridiplantae, Streptophyta, Magnoliopsida, Fabales, Fabaceae. Bases 1 to 699 code for a protein of 232 amino acids. The transcript has 2 exons. The record is from RefSeq and is a predicted model, not a curated record.